AUGGCAAUCAAAUCUUGUGACAGUUAUGCACUUCUUGAAGCGAUUCAAUAUGCAUAUUGGUACGCGUGGUAUCGUAUCCUCACUGUGGUAGAGAUUCUGUGCGCGCGUGUCGACAUGGAUGCAAUUAAUUUAAGUAAGGGUCGUGGUGUGUGUGAGAUGGGUGAGGGCUAG
This is a messenger RNA of Plenodomus lingam JN3, 171 nucleotides long. NCBI's taxonomy places the organism in Eukaryota, Fungi, Ascomycota, Dothideomycetes, Pleosporales, Leptosphaeriaceae. The record is from RefSeq and is a predicted model, not a curated record.